AUGGAGAAGGAUUCCACUGCUCACAGGAGGCACCGGCCUGGCCCCGGGGCCCUGCCCCCAGGAAUAGCCCCUGGACACUUCAAGGCGGCCAGUGAGGGGGCCGAGCUCCACAGGAGCAGAAGCGUGGGUGGCUUGCACCAGAAGGGGGACCCACCAAGCCGCAUCAGGAGACUGUGCAAGGGGUUAGAGUCUGAAGACCAGGGGAAAGACCCAAGAAGUGAUGCAGAUGAGGCCGAUUGCCAGGCAAACCUUGACGAAGACACAAAGGAAAAGAGUCAGGAUGCCCUGGGAAAACUGGCCCACAAGGGUGGGAAAAUGGAGUCAGAGACUGAGAAGAGUGACUCAGAGGCCAGCGCCAAGGAGGAGCAGGACGGAGCCUGCAUGGCAAGAUACACGCCAGAGACCAAGGAGCAAGAUCCAGAGUCUGUGAGGCUGAGCAGCCUUCUGGAAAAAGAGAAACCAUCUGUGUUUGUGGAGAUUGACCUGGGAGACAAUGCUGAGGAGGAGGUCAUGUGUGCCAUGAACGAAGAGAAGCAACCUGAGGUGGACACAGGCGACUUGUCAGAAGAUGAGACAAGGACCAGUUGGGUCUGCUGCAUCCCAUACCCUACGAGGAGGAGGGCAAGGGAGAACUCAGCAGCCCUGGAGAAGUGA
Molecule: messenger RNA, 654 nt
Organism: Castor canadensis (American beaver)
Lineage: Eukaryota; Metazoa; Chordata; Mammalia; Rodentia; Castoridae
Gene: C10H13orf46
Product: chromosome 10 C13orf46 homolog
Source: RefSeq, a predicted model, not a curated record